AUGUCAAACGUAUCCCCAGUUAUUUUAAUCCUGGGCGCUGGGCCUAAUGUUGGGCAACAUGUAGCCGACGAAUUCUCUGCCAAUGGCUACAAGACUGCACUUGUGUCUAGAAAUGUGACCGGAAAAAAUAAUGAAAAUCAAAUCAACAUCGCAGCGGAUUUGUCGGACCCGGACUCUGUACCUGGAAUUUUCUCAAAGGUCGAAGCAGCGCUCGGUGUUCCAAGCGUUGUUGUUUACAAUGCCGCUGCCUUGACUAUAACUGAUGUCGAAGACCCGCUCUCGAUAUCUAUCAGCGAUUUCAACCGGGACCUUGUCAUCAAUACAACGAGUGCCUUGGCAGCUGCAAAAUAUGCAGCUUCAGGAUUUGAACGAGUUCCAGAGUCUGCAUCGAAAACUUUUAUAUACACCGGAAACGUCUUAAAUACUACAGCCAUUGCCCCAUUUCUCAGUCUGGGGGUUGGUAAAUCUGCCUCCGCUCACUUUAUCCAAGUCGCAGCAGAAGCUUAUGUCGGUCGGGGAUAUCAGUUCUACUAUGCAGAUGAAAGAAAAGCCGAUGGUUCAAAUGUUGGCCGAGGAAUUAGCGGAGAUGCCCACGCCAAAUUUUAUUUUCAGCUUUCUGAACUAGGAUUACAGGGACCUUGGCAUCAGACAUUCGUUAAGGAUGUCGGGUAUAAGAAAUUUUAG
Penicillium waksmanii is the source of this 684-nucleotide messenger RNA. RefSeq lists its product as uncharacterized. The record is from RefSeq and is a predicted model, not a curated record. Bases 1 to 684 code for a protein of 227 amino acids. NCBI's taxonomy places the organism in Eukaryota, Fungi, Ascomycota, Eurotiomycetes, Eurotiales, Aspergillaceae. The transcript has 3 exons.